Messenger RNA from Ceratosolen solmsi marchali, 2523 nucleotides. RefSeq names its product Phosphorylated CTD-interacting factor 1 (gene Pcif1). Bases 131 to 2437 code for a protein of 768 amino acids. The record is from RefSeq and is a predicted model, not a curated record. Gene Ontology annotation, molecular function: mRNA (2'-O-methyladenosine-N6-)-methyltransferase activity; RNA polymerase II C-terminal domain binding. Gene Ontology annotation, cellular component: nucleus. The transcript is spliced from 7 exons. NCBI's taxonomy places the organism in Eukaryota, Metazoa, Arthropoda, Insecta, Hymenoptera, Agaonidae.
UGGCGUCUCGGAGGUGGAGUUCGUUUGGUCAGAUUACGGAAAUCAUGAAUGAAUUCUGAGUUUCAUUAUGAUUUUUCGAGAAAACGAGUGACGUAUUGAUUGGGCAAGGAGUACAAAUUGAUGCUUGAUAAUGAACGAGGUGAGCGGCGGAAAGCAAGACAUGGCCAGUACAUCUGCGUGGGACGCUAUGAUGAACCAGCCAGUGACUACCAUACCGUCGAUGCACCAUUUAAAUCCGGCUUUAGCGCAAGAAACCAGUUCACCGGUUACGCAAGUUAUAGUUCCUACGCCCGUCAAGCUGCAAGCGCCAAUAUUGCCACCUCCGCCUAUAGCCGGCGAUCAUUGCGGCAUCCUUGGCCAUGUGCAACAAUCGCCUCUGGUGGUCCAGGUGGCUGCAGCGCCAAGUUUUACAGAGCCUGAGCUAUCGAUAGAGUUGCAGCAGCAAGGGUGGAAAAAGUUUUGGAGUAAAAGAGAGAAUAGACCUUAUUUUUGGAAUAAAUUAACGGGAGAAUCUUUGUGGGUUAUGCCAUCGUUAAAACCUCAAUUUGAUCCUAUUACGGAUCCAUUGGGAAUUGGCUUAGCAUCCGUACCUGGUAAUGGGCAAAUACCUCCCGGUACUCCGGGAGGUCCACUUAAGCGUAGAGCAUCCGAAGAUGGAACUGCGUUACCAGCACCAAAAAAAUUCAUUUUGGCGGGACCAUGGGACUUGGAUGUCCCAACAAACGUUAUUAUUUAUGAACGAGCUCCGACAAAUCUUUUACACGUUCAUCCAGAGGUUGAGGCUCUACGAUGCGGUUUACUUGCAAAAUUACGCCAAUGUUAUCAAGAGCUGUGUCACACGCGGGAGUCGAUAGACGCACCCAAGGACUCCUUUAACCGUUGGUUGAUGGAGCGAAAGGUGAUUGACUGCGGAUCGGAUCCACUGCUGCCGAGUCAAUGCUUCCCCGAAAUUUCUAUGUCAAUGUAUCGCGAAAUCAUGAACGACAUACCCAUUAAGCUAGUAAGACCGAAAUUUACGGGUGAUGCGAGAAAGCAGUUGUCCCGCUAUGCCGAAGCUGCGAAAAAAGUGAUCGAAUCGAGAGAAGCGUCACCGGAAAGUAGAAAGGUUGUUAAAUGGAACGCCGAGGAUACAUUUCAGUGGUUAAGACGAACAGUGGGUGCGACAUUCGACGAUUUUCAAGACAGACUCGCACAUUUAAAACGUCAGUGUCAGCCUCACUUAACGGAAACGGUAAAAGCCAGCGUCGAGGGUAUUUGUUUAAAGAUAUACCACUUAUCAUCGGAGUAUGCUAAGAAAGUUAAGGACAAAAAUGCCCAAUUACUUAAAGAGAGUAAUUUGGGCGAUGCCAUACCCGUGAGUGGACCUGCAAGUACACAGCGAAAAGUGUGGUGCUACCCAGUGCAAUUUUCGCUCCCCACACUGCGACUUCCACAGAUCGAGUACCUACCCGAGCGGGAGCAGACGAUGCUGCGCUUUCACAAUGACGCGAUGUGCAUUAACAAUACGCAUCUGACGAAGCUGGAGCACCUGUACAGAUACAAUUGCUUCGACGACCGGAAAUUCGAGAUGUUCCUGCCGCGGGUCUGGUGCAUGCUCAAGCGCUACCAGACGUACCUGGGCAGCACGGAGAGCCAGGCGACGCAAAUGGCGUUGCCCGUCACCGUCUUCGAGUGCCUUCAGAGAUCCUUCGGCGUCAGCUUCGAGUGCUUCGGCUCGCCCUUGAACUGCUACUUCCGUCAGUAUUGCUCGGCCUUCGCCGACACGGACGCGUACUUCGGCUCGCGGGGGCCCUUCCUCGACUUCAGGCCCAUAAGCGGCAGCUUUCAGGCGAAUCCGCCCUACUGCGAGGAGCUAAUGGAGGCAAUGGUCAAUCACUUUGAGCGUCUGCUCUCCGACUCGGCCGAGCCACUAUCCUUCGUCGUCUUCCUGCCCGAGUGGCGGGAUCCCGCGCCCAAUGCCCUCAUAAAGCUCGAGGGUAGCCAUUUCAAGAGGAAACAGGUCGUCGUACCGGCCAUGGAGCACGAGUACAGGCACGGCUUUCAGCACAUCCUCCCAAAGGGCGAGGUGAACAUCAGGGCGAUCCACGGGACCCUCGUCGUCUGGUUGCAGAAUGCCGCCGGUCACGCGCGUUGGGGUCCGACGGAGGAGCGCGUGGAGGCGCUGCUGGAGGCCUGGAGACCGGGACGUGAGCGGGAGCGCGAUCGGCAGGAGCUACUGUCGCCCCCGCGGCAGACACCCGUGGCUUCGCAAACGCCGGCACCGGUGCCGGUGCCGGUGCCGAUGCCGAUGCCGAUGCCGAUGCCGAUGCCGAUGCCGAUGCCGAUGCCGAUGACCCCGACCGCGUCUCCGGUCCUUCUCACGCCGGUUCCGAUCACGGCGACACCCAACACGACCAUGGCCGCACCGCCAACGAUCAUCAGCUCGCAUACCAUUUGAGAAGAGGCGCCGUCAAAUUGAGACCGAUCGCCUAUUUCGGAUCCUGCCCACUACGAAAACGAUGAGGACGAUGACGACGAUGACGA